Messenger RNA from Schistosoma haematobium, 3035 nucleotides. Its product is annotated as tRNA-specific adenosine deaminase 2. Gene Ontology annotation, molecular function: tRNA-specific adenosine-34 deaminase activity; zinc ion binding. Lineage: Eukaryota; Metazoa; Platyhelminthes; Trematoda; Strigeidida; Schistosomatidae. Gene Ontology annotation, biological process: tRNA wobble adenosine to inosine editing. The transcript has 6 exons. The record is from RefSeq and is a predicted model, not a curated record. Gene Ontology annotation, cellular component: cytoplasm; nucleus. Bases 44 to 541 code for a protein of 165 amino acids.
AUCCUCAAGGUCGUGCGGUCAAUAUUUCUGAAGGAAUGUUCACAUGGAUAUUGCCUUCGAAUUGGCUUGUGAAGCACUCAAAUGUAACGAAGUUCCAGUAGGAUGUGCUUUUGUUUAUAAUGGAGAAGUAAUUGCAUCUGGUCGCAACGAAGUGAAUGCAACUAGAGAUGCUACUCAACAUGCCGAGAUGGUUACUAUUAGACGGCUGGAACAAUGGUGUCGAAAUAACGAAAAAGAGCUUGACAAGGUUUUGACCGAAUGCGACCUUUUUGUUACAGUGGAACCCUGCAUUAUGUGUACGGCUGCUAUACGGUUUUGUCUUCCAGCUCAUCUGAGAAGUAUUACGUACGGUGCUCGUAAUGAACGGUUUGGUGGAUGUGGUUCAGUCCUAAGUGUACACAAUUCUCCUAGUCCAGUCGCUCCGCUAAACUGCAUAUCCGGAGUUGAAGCGGAGGCAGCUGUUAAACUGCUUAAGAAGUUCUAUGAACAAGAAAACGAAAAUGCUCCCGAAGAACUUCGAAAACGCAAGCGUGUGACGUAGUUGUGUUGAGUAAUUGGGCAUUUUUAUGUUGCCAUCGACUUUUUGUUGUAAAUAAAUAUUUACAAAUACAUACUGGAAAGAAACAACAAGUUGAAGUAUUUAGUUUAAAAUAAUGAAGAAGGAAAAGACAAAGAGAUGUCAGUAUAAGGAGGAUGAUGAGUAGGCAUGUUAUUUUGUUGUACAUGCAUAGACAUUGUAUCUCGAUUAUAUUCAGAUGUUAAUUGUGGUACUGGACAACUUUGUAAUUGUGGAUCAUAUGGAUUGGAUUCUUGCUUUAACUGAUGCUGCAACGACGAUGAUGAUGAUGAUGGCAAUAGUGGUCCACCAAAUGAAUUCAGUAGAUCUGGAGUUGUUAUUCCUGUUGGUAAUGGGGAUGAACUGGAAGGCUGACACGGUGAAAUAGUUGGUGGACACUUCAAAUGUGUUGAACUACAAUUCCCUGCAUUGCUAUUAUUCUUAUUAUCAUUAGUACUGGUAGUAGUUGUAGCUGUUGAUGUUGUUGUAAUAUAGCUGGCAUUAAUGAAAUCUCGUUUCUUUAAAUCAAUACUAGAAGGACGUUUCUUAUGAGAAUCUAAUAAAUUACAAUGUGAUGUAUGAUUCAAAUGGAAACGUAAAGCUAGAACAUGUGAGAAACGUUUUUUACAACCAUCAAUUGGACAACCAAUUGGAAAUGUUUCAUGUAAUUCAUCAUUUUCUUCAAAACAAACACGAUCACUACUAUUAUUAUCAGUGUUAUUAGUAUUCAUAUUAUUAUUAUUAUUUGUACAUAAUGGAGUAUGUGGUCGAGAAUGAUCAGGAUUUUGUGGAUCACAGAGUAUUCCAUCAGUUUUACCGGUGAAAUCUCCAAUUUCAGAUAAUUUCUCAAGAUCCGGUAGAACUUCCGAUGGACAAUCGCUUGAUGAUGUACUACUACCUCGAAAAAGUUUACGACUUUUAUUAUGUAACUUAAUUUUUCUAUUAUUACUACUUCGUGUUAGUUGUUCUUCAUCAGAUACAUGAGGAAGACAUUGAGUUAAAUCAGUAUCCUCUUGAAUAGCAUUAUCAUUGAUUAAUUCUUUCUCAGUAUCGAUUUUUGUUAGAUUAUGUGUAUUGCAACGAUUUGUUGUUGAACUUGUCUCAAUCCCAUUACUAUUAUUGACUGCAGGUGAAUUUGAAGCUCGACCACGUAAUCGAUGUCUUCCAGUUGAAGUAGAUUUCCAAUUACAAUCAUUAGUUGUAAGAUGAUUCGUUAAAUUUGACUUAUAAUUUGUUCCAACUCCAGUUCGACGUUUUGUACGAUUACUAGAUCGUAUUGAUGAUUUAAAUGGAGGUCAUCUACUACUAUUACUACUGAAUACUUUCUAAAAUCGUGAAGAUUACCUACUAAUCAAGUGUCUUAAUCAUCAUACUUUCGUUUGGGUGUUAUGGCUUAAAUUGCAUGGAUGAUAACAAUUAAAUUGUUUGAUUCAAAACUGUGACGAAGGACCACGGGUGAGCUCGAGGAAUCUGUAAGAGGCUCAGAAGGAGUCGAAGAUGUUCCAUCCAAUCACCUUUCGGAAGAAUAUUCUAGAAUUCCUACGUGUAGCUCCCCGAUUGGACAAUGCUAAUAGUCCCUUGUACUAUAAUUGACACUGUUUGGAAUAAUAUUCCUUUCAUUAGUCUUUUAUCUUCUUAUUGAGACUUGGAAGGGUUUUGGUGUUCUAGUGUUCUGUUAUACGCGGUAUAUCAAGAAAUCAACAUUCAAGAUAUAACAAAAACUAGUUAGAAAUCGAUGUUUUUCAAUUAAAAUUGACAUUUUAAAACAAUCUUAUGAACUCCAUAACUCAGUGGAUAACCUGUCUAUGUUUAAAGAGAAUGAUAUUAGAUUCGAGUCCCAAUGUGAAUAUCAACACUAGGAUGAAGAGAAUCAAAUAUCCCGAAAUAGGAUGAAACGCGAUUAUUAGAUUCUAUAAAUAGCAACAUAUAUGCAACAAUCCAAGUUGCUACAUGUCACACCACAACUCGAAAAUGGAAUAAAGGAUAGUAUCGAAUCUAAUAGUAAGUUAUACAGACCUCAUAUGGAAUAAAUGUAAUCGGUGCUAUGAAUGACACACAAUUGAAGAUCUAUUUUUAGAAGACACAGAAUAAAUACAAAUAUGCUUUUAUGAUCGAUCUUGAAUUAUGUUACUCAAUGUCUCCACAAUCAUAGAUAUUACAACUUCCGUUUAUUGAAAAUAUUAGUAAUGUCGAGUUUAAUUAAUGAAGUACAAUCUUUAUGGGUGAUGAAUGUAAGAUGAUAUUGAUGUCAUGUUAUACUAAAUACACCUAGAAAAUGACUAACAUGUUUUUUUGGAAUUAGAAGGGGUUAGUCACUAACCAAAUCUGUCAGUGAUCAUAUUUAUGUAACUAUGACACUAGAUCUUGAAUUUUAAUAUUCCGCUACAUAACAUUUUUCAUUCUAUCAUUUUGAACCACGUUCUCAUUAUAAUUGCUACUACAUUAUUUCGAUUCGUUUGCUAGUCAUCGUGCUAAUUUG